Molecule: messenger RNA, 894 nt
Organism: Entrophospora candida
Lineage: Eukaryota; Fungi; Glomeromycota; Glomeromycetes; Entrophosporales; Entrophosporaceae
Source: the annotation of a GenBank genome assembly
AUGGGAAAUCGUUUGAGCAUCGGCAUCGGCAAGAAUAAAAUUUUUUUAUCAUCAGAUGGGGCCCAAGAACCUUACACGAACAAUAACUAUCAACAACAAACUUCUUCAAUAAAAAUACGAAGGUUUAAUAGCUUCGCUAAAGAGUCUACUAAUAAUAGGAAUAAUAAUCUCGAAGACGAUAUGGAAGGAAUGACGUUGAUAGGUGACAACGAAGAUAUCGACAGGAUCAACUCGAUCCAUUACUAUUACUGUUUGUCUUGGAAAAGUGCAUUUAGUUCACCGGUCUCCAAGAUUCUUGAAGAAGGAGGAUCGGUUCUUGACGUUUGUUGUGGUAAUGGCGUGUGGAUUCAUGAAUUGGCAAGCAAAUAUCAAAGUAGUAAAUUCAUUGGUAUCGACAUUUCACCAAUAUUUCCCGCAGAAAUAAAACCUCGUAACGUCAACUUUUUAAAAGGAGAUAUCUUGGAGGGGUUGCCGUACAUGGACAAUAAUUUCGAUUUUGUAAAUUUGCGUUUCAUGUUGCGCUAUUUUAACAUAUUCGAGUGGAAUGACAUUAUACUUCACGAACUGUUUCGUGUCACUAAAGAUGGUGGUUGGAUCGAGGCAAGUUUUCUAUUUAUUAUGGAUACUGAUUUGUUACCAUACAAUAUGGGUGACAAAACUCGAGACUUUAUCACUAAAUAUUUAAAAAUAUUUGAACCUAAUCUUAAUUAUGAUAUUACUCUAAAGCAAGUGGUUGACUUAUUGUAUAGUUGUUACAAAAAUAAAUCAGUGGUAUUCAUUGAAGAGAAAGAUAAUGCGUGGUAUCCAUACAAACAUGAAGAAACCGGGAAGACUAUAAAUAUUGAAAAAUGGGAAAUUCCUUGGAGUCGGAAGAAGAGGAUUACAGCGUUUUAA